Molecule: messenger RNA, 807 nt
Organism: Ambispora leptoticha
Lineage: Eukaryota; Fungi; Glomeromycota; Glomeromycetes; Archaeosporales; Ambisporaceae
Source: the annotation of a GenBank genome assembly
AUGUCGACAUCAUCAGAUAAUAACACUCAAAAUGAUUACGUCGCAACGACUGAGGAGAUGUUAACCAAAAUAAUCACUUCUUCCGACAUAGAAUUGAUUACGUAUAAUAACACUCAAAAUGAUUACGUCGCAACGACCGAGGAGAUGUUAACCAAAAUAAUCACUUCUUCCGACAUAGAAUUGAUUACGUAUCUUUCGAAAUUAUUAAUCGACACAGGUCGCAUUGAAUACGACCCAAAAAUUGUGCAAAUUUUUGAAAAUUAUUUUACAGAUUCGGGAAUACAAUCAAGUCACGCAUUCUCUAUAUUGUCCAAAAGUUCAUCAAUUCCACGCUAUGCCACUCUGCUUGGAUUUUUUUAUCAAUACGGGAUUGGGACGACACAAAACGAAGAACUCGCAUUCCAGUAUUACCAAUCAGCUGCAGACAAAGGCGAUUCUUUUUCAAUGAUACAAGUUGGCUGGUAUUACGACAAUGCCUCCGGGAAUCCAGUCAGGCGAGAUGCGAAAAAAGCUUUAGAAUACUACAAGAAAUCUGUGGAAACUGGAAAUCAUCCGCAAGCGCUUUGUCAUUUAGCCUAUCAUGAGCAGAAUGAACGGAAAAUGUUUUUGAUGUAUGAAGAAGCAGCGAUUGGUGGUUUUAGAGAUGCACAGAGGCAAGUUAUUGCGAGCUAUCGAUAUGGAAGUGGAAUUGAGAAGGAUUUGCAUAAGGCUUUUCGGCUGCUUUGGAAGAGAAUCAAAGAAAAGUCAAAAUGGAAUUUCAACGAAUUGGAAUAUUUGAAAUUAUUUUGUUUAGGUGGACUUAUGUAA